AGCGGAAGUGGGAUUUGUUUAUAAAGAAAGGUGUUUACGAGUUGUCAUGUGAACCCACUUUAUACCGCUGUCCGUGCUGGGGAACAUGUGCAGACGACAUGCAGUGGCGAUAAUGGAAGCACAGAUUUGGCUACAAGAGAAAGAUCGCCUCCAGAGUUAACCCGCGGGGCACGUGGGACGAUUAUGCACGUAAUUGACUUAGGAAGAACGCUAUUGCCCCAACUCAAUCUACAAUUCCCACUGAAAAAGCACUCUGUGAACGAAAUCUAUCACGUCUAGACGUUUCUUGGACAAUAUACGCUCUCGGGGAACAAAGUUUGUUUUGCAUGUGAUCGGCACCUCGGACAAUGACCUUUGUAUGAGAUAAAGGAUCCGCGUCACGUCGAUAACCAGUGGACCAUCACCUGUCGUUGGUUUGGAACCACCGUGUGUUGUCAUUGAUACCAGCCCAAGAGUAGCAGGAGCAGUGCUGUGUGAUUCCUCGACAGGACAUUUACAGAAAGAUUAUCAACUGAACAAUGACAAUGGGCAGAUCAAGUUCAGACACUGUUAAAAACAGACUUUCCUCCACGUCUUCCCACCAGAAAGAUGCAUAUAGUAUCCUGGAUAUUGAGAUCGACCAGGGUAUGCCCCAGACUUGCAGUUCUGGCCUCUGUGAUAUCAGUUCUAAAGACAUUCCAUUGUACAAGUACAACGAAAUACCAGACUUCCUUCAAGGGAAUCCAUUUGUUGUCGAAGGUUACAGAGUGUCCCUUCCAUUCAGUCUGUGUCUGAAGAGCUUGUUCCUCUGGAGCAAUGAGACAAUCAACAUCUGGUCACAUCUACUUGGGUUCUUCAUAUUCCUGCUGCUGAUGCUCUACGACAACAUCAUCGUCAUUCCCUCCUACAGAGGCACCCUCUCAGACCACAUUGUUGUCACUGUGGGCCUUCUCUGCUAUCAGUUCUGUAUGCUGUGUUCCACGGGCUUCCAUGUGUUCUGCUGCCACUCAGCCCGCGCCAGCAAGAGGUGGUUGGCGGUCGACCUGACCGGGAUAUCCGUUGGCAUUAUCGGCUGUUAUCUACCAGCUGUACAUUAUGCAUUCUAUUGUUUGUCUAUAUGGAGGGACAUAUAUCUGAUCAUAAUCACUUUGCUGGCUGUUGGGACGAUCUGUGUUCAGCUCCAUCCUCGCUACUUUUCCCACGCCUGGUUUUACCCCCGUAUGGCCAUCUACUUCUUCCUUGCUGCAUAUGGAGUCAUUCCCACAAUCCACUGGGUCUACCUCAGUGGCGGCCUUGGAACCAAGGUCGUGCAGCUCUUUGUGCCAAAGGUCAUCACGAUGUAUGUGUUGGGAGCAUCAGCGUUCUGCUUCUUCCUGUCAAAGUUUCCGGAACGAAUGUUUCCAGGCAUAUUUGAUUUCCUUGGUUCAAGUCACCAGUGGUGGCAUUGCAUUGUAGUGUGUGCGUAUCUGUGGUGGCACCACUCAGGCCAGGAUAUAAUGCUGUAUAGGACUACACAUGAGUGCUCAGUCUGACCUUCACCUUCACCUUGAACCUUUGAACCUUGACCUUCAAGAGUCCAACCAAUCCCCUUGCUUGAUACAGACAGCUGCAUAACAUCUUCAUCAGUUACAUGCAUAAUAAGGGCAUAUACACUUUUAUGGUUGUUUUUAACACAAUGUUUUAUCAGGGAUAGCUUUCCUAAAGUUGCAUAAUUGUUUUAUCAUCAUAACCAUCCUGUUUUUGUCUUUGUUUUAUUGUGUUGUUUUUGUAAGAGUAAAAUAGUUUUAGGUCGAUUUUAUAACUAAAGCUGUCAUUGUGAUAUUACUGUAAAUAUAUCAAGGUGAUAGAAUAGAAAAUACAGUUUUGCAUGUGUGUGAAUGAUUGGCACCAUUGAUGCUGUCUGAUGGUAGUUUUGUAUCACCUGGGCUACAAUUAAGAUGAACGUAGGCAAGCAAUUAGCUGUAGAUUUCAAAGAAUCUCAUUACUGCUUCUUCAGCUAGAUAGAUCUACCUGGUGGGUGUAUAUCAUUAAAUACAGGGGUUAACUCCCAUACACCAUUAAUAUGGUCCUUUGUAGGCACUGUACAUGUACGUUUGGUCAAAUAAUGUUGCAGCAUAAAACUCUACGCACUCACUCACCCAACCUAGCACCAAGCUUGGCUGAUCAGAAUCUGUUGUAAAUCUUUGACAGGUGUAAUGCACUGGUUCAGAUGUAUGGAAUAAAGUAGCAAUGUGCUCUCCCAUGAUGCCUCAUCAAGGAGAGGAGACAUGGGUGGCCCAUUUAGGUGCUUCAACUCAUCACAGAGAGUUGCCUCCCUUUGGUAUGUCAGCAUCCUCUGAUUCUCCAAUCACAUCUUGGAAGGCAGAGGGGUAUCCUGGUGGUUAAGGUGUUUGCUUGUCACGCCAAAGACCAGGUUCAUUUCCCACAUGGGUACAAUGUGUAGCCCAUUUCAGGACCCAUUUCUGCCCUGCUAUGAUAUAGCUGGAAUAUCACUGAAACUAGCAUAAAACCCAACUCACUCUCUCAAUCAAAUGCCAGAUUUGAAUAUGUGAGUUGAUGCUCAACCAGUUCACACUGGUUUGCUUGGCCUAGAUUAUUUAUGGGCUGCGGUGAUAGAGCAGUAAUAUUGUAGAUUGUGGUAUAAAACAUCAUCCCCUCACUCACUCCACUCAGCCAGACAGUGUACUAAGAGGUGCUUGUUGUUUCAGGUUUGUUUGAUUACAUUGGGUCCAGUCAUCAAUGCUGGCAUUCCCUCAUUCUCUGUGCCUUUCUGUACUGGCACGAGACUGGCUGGGACUUUAUUGUGUAUCGGAGGUAUAUCUGUGAGGUCGUAUC
Messenger RNA from Haliotis rubra (blacklip abalone), 2814 nucleotides. RefSeq names its product progestin and adipoQ receptor family member 3-like. Lineage: Eukaryota; Metazoa; Mollusca; Gastropoda; Lepetellida; Haliotidae. Bases 519 to 1511 code for a protein of 330 amino acids. The record is from RefSeq and is a predicted model, not a curated record. The transcript has 6 exons. Gene Ontology annotation, cellular component: membrane. Gene Ontology annotation, molecular function: signaling receptor activity.